AUGCUUAUUUCAGUAAUUACGAUAGUCGCAGCGGCAAUCAGUGCUGCAAUGGCCGUGCAAGCAAUGGCAACAAUUCGCUUCGUGGCUCCGUGCUACGUGCAACCAUUCAUCAGUACAACCAGUGACGAAAAAUCUAUGCGUUUAUUAAACUGCUGUGGCCCAUAUUCCAAUAUUACCAAAGGUAAUCCAGACCUCUGCAGCAUCAGCAUUAGUCACUGA
Messenger RNA from Gongylonema pulchrum, 219 nucleotides. The record is from the annotation of a GenBank genome assembly. NCBI's taxonomy places the organism in Eukaryota, Metazoa, Nematoda, Chromadorea, Rhabditida, Gongylonematidae.